AAACAAAAAAAAAAAGAAGCAAAAGACAAAAAAAAAAAAAGACCAAAUAUAUAUAACUCUCCAUCCUAUCCAACCUAAAGUUUUCAUUGAAAAGUACGAAAAAUAAUGAGUUCCAUGUCAAUUUUCAUUUUUCUCUUGCCUCUCACCCUUUGCCUCAGUCUCCGGCUACACCUAGUUGCCGCGGACAUCUCUAUCAUUAACAAUGUCAACAAUCUAAUUGAAAAGGCAUGCAGUAACUCCGCACAUAAGGAUUUUUGCCUCUCUGUUCUCAACUUCAACAAUGAGACCCAAAAUGCGGACCUAAAAGGCCUCGCAUUCAUUGCACUCAAGGCUGCUGAGAAAAAUGCCACAGACACAUCGGUGCGCAUUAAGUUGUGGCUUGGUGACGAAAAUGUACAACCUGCUGUGAGUGAUGGCCUCAGUGAUUGUGAUAAAGAAUACCUCGAUGCAAUUGAUCAGAUCGAGGAUUCUAUAAAUGCUUUGGUUUCAAAUGCCUUGGAUGACGUUAAGAGUUGGGUAGAAGACGCCCUUGCUGAUAUUGAUACGUGCGAGAAGAGUAUCCAAGGACAACCAGGAUAUUCAUUGGAGUUGGCUCGAGAGAAUCAAGUUCUUCGCAAGUUAUGCUAUACUGCUUUGGACAUUGUCCAAGUUUUGGCUACCAAUUGAUCUUUGAUGACAACAUCAUUGUAUUGAUCUCAAACGUUAUUUCAUUUUCACAGCAUGUAUUUAGAAAAGUGUUCAGAAUUUUAAAUCUGUACUACACAUUUAAAUUUAUUUAUUUCUUUAUUGUACUUCUGUUCGUUUUUAACAUCAAAUGGUUACCCCAUGCCAGACCUUAUUUGGCUUGUGACAAGACUCUA
Camellia sinensis is the source of this 860-nucleotide messenger RNA. RefSeq names its product pectinesterase inhibitor 28. Gene Ontology annotation, molecular function: enzyme inhibitor activity. Lineage: Eukaryota; Viridiplantae; Streptophyta; Magnoliopsida; Ericales; Theaceae. The record is from RefSeq and is a predicted model, not a curated record.